UUCGUCCGCAUUUUUUUGACCGGGUAAAUGUCAUCGAAUAAUUGUCAGUUACGGUGCCGAAAGCCAAAUCGAUAGAAGUUGAGUUAAUUUUUAUCUUAAUUUUCUAUCAAAAUUUAAUUAAGAAUUAUCACGUAAUACUCAGGUUUUUCUAGUUCGAGGACAUGCGACUGCAUCAUCCCUUGUUAGCAGUGGCAUUAUUAUGCCUAAUGCCGAAAGCAUUUGUAAAAGCAGAUAACUUUGAAGAAAAUGAUUUCGCCGAGUUUGAAGAUUUCGAUGAUGACGAAUUUGUCGUGGAAAACGUGGUGGGAAGGCAGAUCGACAGCGGUGAAAUCGAUUCAAUAUCCGGAAAAGUUCACGAUAAUGCCCCCAAGAAUGAAGAUGAUGCUAACGAUUUUGCUGAAAUUGAUGACAACGAUGAAGACGAAGCUGUGGUUGAGGACGAAGAGAAUGAAUUUGAGCACUUCCAAGAUGAGGAAGAAUUUGAAGGAUUUCCCGGAACGGCAAACGAACCAGAUGAUAUAAAACCAGGCGAUGCGAAGAAAACCGAGCCAAAAUUGACCAUGGCAAAAGUACCGAUGCAUUUCAGAACCCACUGGGACUCAUAUUGGAUGGAAAUGCUUAUGCUUGCUGGGCUUCUUGCCUACUUUGCAAACUAUCUGAUCGGAAACAAAAAGAAUUCUUCAAUAGCUAAUUUAUGGCUAUCAACUCACAAGAGUUUGCUCGAAGACAAUUUUGUUCUCGUCGGAGAUGAUGGUAAAAAGGAAACCGAAGGAUCGACUCUGUGUUUUAUCAAGGAAAGCGAGAGUGUUUACACACUUUGGUGUAGCGGCCGUUCAUGCUGCGAAGGAAUGCUUGUCGAGCUGAAAAUGAUCAAACGUCAGGAUCUUGUUUCACUGAUAGCUGGUAUAAUGAAACCCGUUCAUGAUCAGUUGCAUAUAAAAGUAGAAAUUUCACCGGAUGCUAUGGAUAAUUAUGUAUUCUGUAUUGCGACUAAAAAGCAAACUACGAAAAUGUUCAAAGAAAUGAACGAUUUGAAUAAGUUUUGCACUCUAGUCAACAAAACUGAGGAAAAGUACAAUAUUCUCGGUUAUUCACUGUUAUCGGAGAUUGCGGAAGCGUCUUCCACCCUUUUAGAUAGUAGAUUAAUAGCUGCGUUAAAUAAGUAUUCACAUCUGAUUGAGUACAUCCAUGUAUCGGAUCAAUACAGUGGUCCAAUUCAACAAGAAGAUCCUAACACUCUCAAACAACCAGAAGUAAAGCGCGUUCUUCACUGUGGGUUUAAUAUGCCACCAAAGAUCGACAUGAAAGAAUUGAAGCCACUGCUGGUUUUGGUACUUUAUCUCAUGGAACGCAUCAGACGUUUCCGUUUAUCUAAAGAGGGAAAAGCAAAGUCUGAUAAAAAUCGCGCACGAGUCGAAGAGGAAUUCAUGAAAAAUACUCAUGCCGCUCGAGCAGAAGCCGCCGCUCAACGUCGGGAAGAGAAACGCAAAGCCGAGAAGGAGAAAGUUCUGGCUAAUGAUGACCCUGAAAAACAGAGACGUUGGGAAGAAAAAGAACGUAAGCGCCUCGAGAAGAAGCGUCCAAAAAUGAAACAGCUUUCAAUCAAGGCUCUAUGAGCUGCAAUCAGUAGGUCAGUUAUACAAUUUUCUCAAAAAGAACAUCGAGACUUGCCGCAAACUCUGUUUACCACAUGCAAUAAACAUUUUUAGAAAUAAGCAGCUGUAGAACCAUACGAACAAAAUAAUAUCCUACUUGCGUCGAGUUUGUGAAUCAAUUUGUUUCGAAUAUACAUAACAAAGCCAC
This is a messenger RNA of Topomyia yanbarensis, 1803 nucleotides long. Its product is annotated as PAT complex subunit CCDC47. Gene Ontology annotation, cellular component: endoplasmic reticulum. Gene Ontology annotation, molecular function: calcium ion binding. The record is from RefSeq and is a predicted model, not a curated record. The coding region runs from base 162 to 1616 and encodes 484 amino acids. The transcript is spliced from 4 exons. Lineage: Eukaryota; Metazoa; Arthropoda; Insecta; Diptera; Culicidae. Gene Ontology annotation, biological process: endoplasmic reticulum calcium ion homeostasis.